This is a messenger RNA of Candidozyma pseudohaemuli, 951 nucleotides long. It is a transcript of the gene ASC1, whose product is annotated as 40S ribosomal protein RACK1. Lineage: Eukaryota; Fungi; Ascomycota; Pichiomycetes; Serinales; Metschnikowiaceae. Gene Ontology annotation, molecular function: protein kinase C binding; translation regulator activity; ribosome binding. The record is from RefSeq and is a predicted model, not a curated record. The coding region runs from base 1 to 951 and encodes 316 amino acids. Gene Ontology annotation, cellular component: nucleus; cytosol. Gene Ontology annotation, biological process: rescue of stalled cytosolic ribosome; positive regulation of protein phosphorylation. The transcript is spliced from 2 exons.
AUGUCUGAUCAGGAAGUUUUGGUUUUGAGAGGCACCCUUGAGGGCCACAACGGUUGGGUCACUUCGUUGGCCACCACCCAGUCCAAGCCCGACUUGCUCUUGUCCGGUUCCAGAGACAAGACCUUGAUCGCUUGGAAGUUGACCGGUGACGAGGCCCAGUACGGUGUGCCAAAGAAGUCCUUCAUUGGCCACUCCCACAUUGUCCAGGACGUCACCAUCUCUGUUGACGGUGCUUACGCUUUGUCUGGUUCUUGGGACAAGACCUUGAGAUUGUGGGACUUGGAGACUGGUGAGUCCACCAAGAGAUUCGACGGCCACACUGGUGACGUCUUGUCUGUUUCCAUUGCCUCCAACUUGAGACAGAUUGUGUCUGCUUCCCGUGACAAGACCGUCAAGGUCUGGAACACCAUCGGUGAGUGCAUGCACACCUUGUCUUCCCACAAGGACUGGGUCUCUGCCGUCAGAUUUUCCCCAGACAACAAGACCAACACUGUGAUCUCUGCUUCUUGGGACAAGACUGUCAAGUCCUGGGACUUGAACAAGUACGAGCUCAACGCCGACUUCAUUGGCCACACCGGCUACAUCUCCUGCAUCACCAUCUCCCCUGACGGAUCCUUGAACGCUUCCGCUGGUAAGGACGGUGUCAUCAUCUUGUGGGACUUGAACUCCAACGAGACCUUGUACACCUUGAACGCCGCUUCUGAGGUCCACGCUUUGGCUUUCUCUCCAAACAGAUACUGGUUGGCUGCUGCCACCGCUUCUGGUAUCAAGAUCUUCAACUUGCAGGAGAGAACCUUGUUGGACGAGUUGAAGCCUGAGUUCGCUGUCUCUGCUAAGGCUAAGGACCCAGAGGCCAUUUCUUUGGCUUGGUCCGCUGACGGCCAGAACUUGUUCGCCGGUUACACCGACAACAAGAUCAGAGUUUGGCAGGUUAUGACCUCUUCCGCUUAA